UUUGGUUAUUUCCAACUUUUAUUCACUCCUUUCAACUUAACUCAUUCCUUUCCUUAGCUAUUAGUUCCAACUAAAAGUUUGUAUUAACCAACUAAUCUCAAACUUUUCAUUUAUCCAUCAUUUAUUUGCUUUUGUAUUAAUAAAUUUCUACAGUCACUCCUUACAGUAUAUUCUUCCCUAGAAGUUUACUCAUCAAAUCAAAUAAUAUAUUUACAAUCUUUUUAAAUUCAUUCCUUUGAAAAUAUUUAGCUAUUAAAAUGUUAUUUAAAUCAGUUAUUACUAUCUCUUUAGCUGCCUUAGCUUUUGCUGCUCCUCAUCAACAUCAUCAACAUAAAGAAGAAAAGAGAGCUGUUGAUAUUGUCACCAAAACAAAUGUGAUUGUUGUCACUGUUGGUGGUGAUUUCACUGCUACUCUUCCAGCUGCUGAAGGUACUCCAGCUGCUGUUACAGCUGCUGCUGCUGCUGCUGUUUCAGUUCCUCCACCUCAACAACAACCAGAAUCUUUCACUAACCCAACUACUUUUGAAAGUGUUGCAACUACUGCUUCCACUCAAGCUCCAGUUGCUUCUGCUGAUGCUGAAGGUGCUAAGGGUAUUACUUAUACUCCUUACUCUAACGAUGGUGGUUGUAAACCUCAAUCUCAAAUUAACUCUGAAGUUGCUGCUUUAGCCGGUUUCGAUAUUAUUAGAUUAUACGGUGUUGACUGUAACCAAGUUGCUGCCGUCUUAGCCGCUAAACAACCAAACCAAAAACUUUUCGCUGGUAUCUUUGAUAUGACUCAAAUUACUGCUGGUAUUCAAACUUUAACUGAUGCCGUUAACGCUAACGGUGGUUGGGAUGAAAUUUUCACUGUUUCUAUUGGUAAUGAAUUAGUUAACUCUGGUCAAGCCACCCCAGCCCAAGUUGCUUCUUAUGUUCAAGAAGGUAGAGCUGCUUUAACUGCUGCUGGUUACACUGGUCCAGUUGUUUCUGUUGAUACUUUUAUUGCUACCAUGGAACACACUGAAUUAUGUACUAUCUCUGAUUACGUUGCUAUUAACGCUCACGCUUUCUUUGACGGUACUUAUGUUGCCGACAAAGCUGGUGAUUGGUUAUUAAUUCAAAUCCAAGCUGUCUGGACUGCUUGUGCCGGACAAAAAUCCGUCUUAGUUACUGAAACUGGUUGGCCAUCCCAAGGUGAAACCAAUGGUGUCGCCGUCCCAUCUAAGCCAAACCAAGAAGCUGCUAUUGCUUCCAUUAAAGAAAAGUGUGGUAAUGAUUCCAUUUUAUUCACUGCUUACAAUGAUUUAUGGAAAGCUCCAGGUGCCUUCGAUGCUGAACAAUACUGGGGUAUUUUCUCAUCUUAAGUUAAUUAAUUUAUUAAUUAACUAGGUGGUUUUUUUUGGUUUCUUUUCUUCACUUUUCUUAUAUCUUCCUCUUAUCAACUUUUUAUCUUUGAUUCUUUAUACCAUUUGUUUCUAGUUUGAUUUCCUCGUUACCCAAUGAUUUGAUUAUAAUCAAUCAUUAUUAUUUGUUCUUUGACUUUUACGUUUUUUUGUUUUUUUUUAUACAUACAUUUUAUCAUCAUAUUUUUUUAUAUCUGAUAUCCCAAAAGAAAACUCCAAAAUUUUUAGAAGAAGAAGAAGUAUGAG
Scheffersomyces amazonensis is the source of this 1631-nucleotide messenger RNA. RefSeq names its product putative family 17 glucosidase (gene MP65). Gene Ontology annotation, biological process: carbohydrate metabolic process; cell wall organization. Lineage: Eukaryota; Fungi; Ascomycota; Pichiomycetes; Serinales; Debaryomycetaceae. Gene Ontology annotation, molecular function: glucan endo-1,3-beta-D-glucosidase activity. The record is from RefSeq and is a predicted model, not a curated record. The transcript has a single exon. The coding region runs from base 258 to 1346 and encodes 362 amino acids. Gene Ontology annotation, cellular component: extracellular region; fungal-type cell wall; cell surface.